This is a messenger RNA of Malassezia restricta, 1845 nucleotides long. RefSeq names its product glucose oxidase. Gene Ontology annotation, molecular function: oxidoreductase activity, acting on CH-OH group of donors; flavin adenine dinucleotide binding. Bases 1 to 1845 code for a protein of 614 amino acids. The transcript has a single exon. Lineage: Eukaryota; Fungi; Basidiomycota; Malasseziomycetes; Malasseziales; Malasseziaceae. The record is from RefSeq and is a predicted model, not a curated record.
AUGAACAAGCUUUCUCUUGUGGCCUUAGCUGCUACGCUUAUCGCAUCUGUUGCGCAGGCGGCCCAGUUCCACACGCAAGUGCAGGAUCUGGAUGGCAAGAAAUUCGACUAUCUUGUUGUGGGUGGUGGUCUUGGCGGUCUUGUUGUGAGCAAGCGUCUUUCUCAGGACCCGAGCAAGAAGAUCCUAGUCAUCGAGGCUGGUCGAGAUGACCGCAAGGACCCUCGUAUCUAUGAUGUUGACAAGUAUGGCGAAUUCGUCGAUACGGAUAUGAACUGGAACUUUGAGACUGUACCCCAGGCUAUAAUCGGAAAUCAGACCAAGUCUCUCCGUGCAGGAAAGACGCUAGGUGGUAGCACAUCGAUCAAUGGUGGUGCAUGGAACCGUGCGCACAAAGUUCAAUACGAUAUGCUGAAGAACAUCACGGGCGAUCCCACCUUUGACUUUGAGCACUUGCAGGAGUACAUGAAUAGGGCCGAGUCCUUUGUGCCACCGACAAAGGAACAGCGCAAGGCUGGUGCUGACUACGUUCGUGAGGCGCACGGCUACGACGGGCCUCUGUCCAUUGGAUUCUCGCCUAUUCGGAACAAGCAGAAACGUAUGUUUACGGGAGAAGGGCAGCAGGCCUUCUUGGAGACCAUCCAAAGGGUGCUUGGUGUAGCUCACCUGAAGGAUCAAAACAGUGGUAAUAACACCGGUGCUGGCUGGACCCCCACUUCCAUUUCACAGGACAGUAAGCGCGAGAGCGCCUGCAGGUACUUGGAACAGACCGGCGAUAACGUCGACGUUCUCCUUGGCUGGACGGCUGUCCGCUUGUCGUGGAAGGGCGACAAAGACAUCGAAGGUGUGGUUGUCCAGAAGGACAGGCAUAGCCAGCCACACACUUUGUACACACAGGGUGAGGUCAUCCUGUCGGCUGGUACGAUCAACACGCCGGGUAUUCUAGAGCGUUCGGGUAUUGGUGCCAAGGAUGUAUUGGACAAGCUCGGUAUCGAAAAGAAGAUCAUCCUGCCUGGUGUCGGCAAGAAUCUGCAGGAGCAGACGAUGAAUACGAUGGGUGGUAAAGCCAAGCACCUCGACACGAGUGGUGGUGGUCCUUCGAACAUGAUUGCCAACACGGGUGUCUGGCAGAUCUUUAAUAAUGCGUCACUUGUGGAAAAAAGGGUUCAUCUUGACAUGUAUGUCGAGGCCGCGAAACUGGAGGAUGGUGGAUACGUAGCAUCAUCGAAUGCUCUCCAGGAUCAUUACAAAUUGGUGACUGAGGCCAUGUUCAAGAAGGGUGUGCCUGCAUGCGAGCACUUUUUCGACACCGGAUUCCCGCCGAACUCGUAUGGUAUUGAUACUUGGUGCUUGUUGCCUUACUCGCGUGGAAAAGUUCACAUCAAGUCGAAAGAUGCCUUUGAGAAGCCGUUGUUGGAUCCAAACUACUUUGCCGUCCAUUUUGAUAUGAAAAUGCAAGUGGCUGCGAUGCGUGCUAAUCGCCGUAUUUUGCAGACGAGUCCACUUCUCGACGAACUGGAGGCGAGUGAGACGCAGCCUGGCUUUGAGCACAUCCCUGAUACACCUGAGCAUGGCUCCUAUGCGAAGUGGCAAGCAUGGAUUCUUGGUACCGACGGCAAGGGCGGAUUCGGCAGUGUGGCCCACCAAAUUGGUACGUGCUCAAUGAUGCCGAAGAAGGACGGUGGCGUGGUCGACUCGCACUUCAAGGUGUACGGAACGAAGAACCUCCGCAUUGUGGAUGGCUCGGUACUUCCUAUCCAGUUGUCGGCGCACCUAUCGAGUACGCUCUAUGGCCUGGCUGAGAAAGCGUCUGAAGAUAUCGGAAAGACGGCGCAUCAGCGCCAUUGA